GGAAGGAUGACCGAGGGAGGAUGUGCACCAGCAGCCAGAUCAUCGGGAGCCUCCUGGUGCUCUCCGUGCUGGAGAUAGGGUUAGGGGUGUCCAGCGUGGCCGUGGGGGCGGUCAGUUUCAGCCUGGUCCUCACAGAGCAUAAACCUCAACUGGGAGACUCUUCUCCGUUUCUGCUUUGUGGCAUAUGUGGAAUAUUGUGUGCCAAAAAAAAAUCUGGACUUAUCAUGAUACUUUUUUCUGCCUGUUGCAUCUGUGGACUAAUCGGAGGAAUUUUAAAUUUUCAAUUUCUUCGUGCUCUCACAAAGAAGUCGUCUGCUCUCUAUUCUUUGCAUCUUGCCUCCAUGUCUCUUGCAUGCAUUGGAAUUGGUGGUUGCACCCUUUCUUCAUGGCUCACUUGUCGUCUAGCCAGCUAUGAACAAAGGCGAAUGUUCUCAGAAAGAGAACAUUCAUUGCAUCACUCCCAUGAAAUGGCAGAAAAAGAAAUGACAGACAACCUAAGCAAUGGUGGCCCGCAUCUGAUUUAUAAUGGAAGCGUAUACUAAGAGAUUUUUUAAAGUUCCAUGGAAUUAAGUGGUUUUAGAAUUUUCUUCAGGAAAAUGACUUCAAGGAAUUGAGAGAAUGGAAUUAUCUUAGCUUUUACGGCUCAAGUGUUACAACUGCAGAACAGCACAGUUGCAUUUCCCUUUUAGAAACAUGUUCAAAAUUUAUCUCCUAAACAUUUUUGCAGAUAUACAGUAUUUAUUCACUUCCGGGAUACUCUUUCUUUUUGUCUGAAAAACUUUUCAGAAUUGUGAUAGUAUUUGAAAUAGACUUCUCAAGAUUCUUCUUAUGAAGACUCAAAAACCAGAAAAAAUAAUGUAACUGGACCACGUCUAGCCCAACCACAUGAUUCCUGAAGAGAACAGAAGAAGGCAGAGAAAGGAUGGCUCAGGAGAAUCUUCUUGUCCUCCCCAGUCAGCAGCAUCUGGUGUAAUAUGGUGGCUUCAGAUCCUGUGGCAUGGUACCAGCAACGCAUCUGCACAAGCCUCCUCCCCGCAUUGCAAAUGCAUCCAGCCUCAGUUUGCCCAGUAGAUUGUAUCAAAAAGAGAGUGCAAAUUACUCUUCCAAAACGCUCCCAUUUCACAUGCAGAGUGUAAAUGAACAGUGUGCUGAAAACAACACCAAUGUCUUUGUUUUGAAAGACAGAAUGCUCUAGGAAUGCCAUAAAUCAAAACCUCAACAAUGCC
Numida meleagris (helmeted guineafowl) is the source of this 1226-nucleotide messenger RNA. RefSeq names its product transmembrane protein 196 (gene TMEM196). Lineage: Eukaryota; Metazoa; Chordata; Aves; Galliformes; Numididae. The coding region runs from base 21 to 542 and encodes 173 amino acids. The transcript has 4 exons. The record is from RefSeq and is a predicted model, not a curated record.